AUGGUUACAGCCGGCCCUUUAUUCUCACCAGACCUGAUUGGAGCUGAUGUCGUAUCAUCGUUCCCUCAAGGUUACACAAUCCGACCACUAGAACGCAGAGAUUAUGCAAAAGGUUUCCUCGACUGCCUCGGCGUCUUGUCUGAUGUAGGAAACGUAUCCCAGGGUCAAUUCGAAGAGAGGUUCGAUUGGAUGAAGACACAGGGCCAGGGGGUGCAUUUUCACGUGGUUAUUGAGCACGAGAACCGGAUUGUCGGAACUGGAGCUAUUAUUGUAGAGAGAAAGUUUAUUCACAAUCUUGGGUUAAUUGGCCAUAUCGAGGAAAUUGCAAUUGGGAAGGAUUUCCAGGGCAAAGGCCUUGGUUUAAAGUUGCUGGCCAGCUUGUCGUCCAUUGCAAAGAAUGUCGGGUGCUACAAGACGACUCUGGGAACCAGCCCGGACAACGAGCCGUUCUAUGUCAAAUGCGGCUACAACAAGUCUGGAAACAUCAUGAACCAAUACUUUGAAGAGCCAAAGGAACCCUAUUAUCGGGGAUAA
Messenger RNA from Fusarium pseudograminearum CS3096, 534 nucleotides. RefSeq lists its product as uncharacterized. Lineage: Eukaryota; Fungi; Ascomycota; Sordariomycetes; Hypocreales; Nectriaceae. The transcript is spliced from 2 exons. Gene Ontology annotation, molecular function: monosaccharide binding; glucosamine 6-phosphate N-acetyltransferase activity. Gene Ontology annotation, cellular component: endoplasmic reticulum-Golgi intermediate compartment; Golgi apparatus; endoplasmic reticulum. The record is from RefSeq and is a predicted model, not a curated record. The coding region runs from base 1 to 534 and encodes 177 amino acids. Gene Ontology annotation, biological process: UDP-N-acetylglucosamine biosynthetic process.